This is a messenger RNA of Bactrocera tryoni, 819 nucleotides long. RefSeq lists its product as uncharacterized. Bases 154 to 552 code for a protein of 132 amino acids. The record is from RefSeq and is a predicted model, not a curated record. Lineage: Eukaryota; Metazoa; Arthropoda; Insecta; Diptera; Tephritidae. The transcript has 2 exons.
UUGAAUUUUUUUGGACUAUUGUUUCAGGUUUUUUUUUCAGGAAUUUAUUUUUUUUUUCAUAAAACUAAUGUUUUCGCUAUAAUCCUGGCCUGAGCAAUGCCAAGAUAACGCAAAGGGGCUGAUUUAAGACGUAAUACAAGUUGGUCCAGAAGUAUGAGAGAUAAAAGAUCACAAAGAACCGAAGAACAAAUCCAGCAACACAAUGCUGAUGCACGUGUGAGCAUGCAGCAAUUGCGUGAAGAACAAUCAGAAGAUACACGAGCUGAGCGCAAUGAAGUUAUUCGUUUAGAACAAAGACAAUCACGCCGUUUCACGGUUAGUAGGCGCAGAACAAAUGACCAACAACGUCAACAGGUACAUUGUGCAUUUACAUCUGAUUCAUUUUUGCAUUUAGUAUUCCAGUAUGAGCCUGAUAUUGAAUAUUAUGCUAAUUCAAAAGUGGUAAUUGGUGCUUUGGAUAAGGAAUGUCCGCAUUGUCAUGUUCUCAAAUUCAAAAAUGAGCUACCUGGGAUGUAUUGCGCGUCAGGAAAAGUGCAACUACCUGAAAUUUAGACACCACCUGAAUCAAUCCUAUUCUAUAUUCCUGAAGUCAAUUCGAACAUUCAAUUUAUGCUUUUAAUUAAUAUCAUUCAGAGUAACAGAAAUAGUUCGAAAUACUAAUGCUAAUGGUGAACCAUAAAAUUCUACAUUCAAAAUCAGAGACCAAGUUUAUUAUAAACCAUCCAGUUUGUUUGUGCUCACUAGAGAUGGGCUAACAAAAAAUAUUAUUCACGCUAUAGUAUUAAAAUAUUGGUGUUGUUUGUUAGUGGUACUAUCGUA